Messenger RNA from Dendroctonus ponderosae (mountain pine beetle), 789 nucleotides. RefSeq names its product polygalacturonase-like. Gene Ontology annotation, cellular component: extracellular region. Lineage: Eukaryota; Metazoa; Arthropoda; Insecta; Coleoptera; Curculionidae. Gene Ontology annotation, molecular function: polygalacturonase activity. Gene Ontology annotation, biological process: pectin catabolic process. The record is from RefSeq and is a predicted model, not a curated record.
AUUCAAGGUGCUGACUAUUGGGAUGGUGAAGGAGACAGUGGAAUUACCAAACCUAAGUUCCUUACAAUCGAAACUACUGGAGGAUCUUAUUUAUCAGACAUUAAUUUAUUGAACUGCCCCCAUCAGUGCAUUUCCAUCAGCAGUGCCAGCGACACCACUCUUGACAAUUUUGUUGUUGAUGUUUCUGAUGGAGAUGACAAUGGUGGUCACAACACUGAUGGAUUCGACGUGUCUGGAUCCACGGGAAUAACCGUUAAGACCAGUGUCGUCAAAAAUCAAGAUGACUGCGUGGCUGUAAACCAAGGAUCUGACAUGGUUUUCAAGAAUUUGACUUGCAGUGGAGGACACGGAUUGAGUUUAUCCGUCGGUCAAAGCACUUCUGAUGGUUCAGUAAACACUGUAAAGAACGUCACGUUCUCUGAUUGUUCUGUAACUAACUCUGCUAAUGGCAUCCAUAUUAAAACUCACUCUGAUGCCGGAACUGGUUCCAUUUCGGAUAUUACUUAUAUAUAUUAUAUUAAACUUUCAAAAAUCACCAAAUAUGGCAUCAAUAUUCAAGAAGAUUAUGAAGAUGGUUCUGCCACCGGAAGUCCUUUAGGUAACAUUCCAAUUAGCAACCUGGAGCUGGAAGAAGUCACUGGAACCAUGAGUGGCGGCUCCAGCAGCAUGGCAGUAUACAUUCUUUGUGGAACCGAUGGGUGCUCUGAGUGGAAAUGGUCUGGUGUUUCCAUCACCAAUGCCAAGAAGGAUAGCAGUUGCAAUUUCACGCCAUCUGGCUACAGCUGUUAA